Morus notabilis is the source of this 1860-nucleotide messenger RNA. RefSeq names its product probable leucine-rich repeat receptor-like protein kinase At1g68400. Gene Ontology annotation, biological process: protein phosphorylation. Gene Ontology annotation, molecular function: protein kinase activity; ATP binding. Bases 1 to 1860 code for a protein of 619 amino acids. Lineage: Eukaryota; Viridiplantae; Streptophyta; Magnoliopsida; Rosales; Moraceae. The record is from RefSeq and is a predicted model, not a curated record. The transcript is spliced from 5 exons.
AUGAAAUUCGUCAAUCACAAACUUGCAUUUCUCAUAAGCUUGUUCCUUUUGAUCCAAACACCUAGCAUUUUUUCUGUUGUGGCAAUCAUUAAGGAGGAGUUCUAUCCAGAUGAAAGAGACGCUUUAAUCCAGCUGAGAGAUUCUGUCACGUCAAAUUUAGAUUUGCACUCCAAAUGGACAGGUCCUCCGUGUCACGAAAACGACACCAAUUGGGUCGGAAUUUCUUGCUCAAAUGGACAUGUCGUUCACAUUGUCUUGGAAGGAAUUGAGCUCAAAGGUUCUCUCCCUUCUACAUUCCCGCAAAACAUAACUUACUUAACCAAACUAAGCUUCACAAACAACUCACUCUCUGGACAUCUUCCAAACCUCUCAAAUCUUUUUGACUUGGAAUAUGUUUCUCUCUCACACAACACCAUUUGGGGUCCAAUCCCUUUGGAGUUCAUCCAAUUGCCAAAGCUGAACACUCUUCAACUCCAACAGAACUACUUGUAUGGGGAAAUUCCACCUUUUGAUCAGCCAACUCUAACCGUUUUCAAUGUAUCAUACAAUCAUCUCGGAGGCCAAAUUCCGAAUACUUCUGUUCUUCAGAAAUUUCCGAAUACGAGUUACGGCAACAACCCAGGUCUCUGUGGGACGCCUUUGGAAAAUCCGUGUAGUUUUCCGCCUCCGCCACCAAGUCCUCCAUCUCCAAUCCCGCCGGUGUCUCCCCCUAAUAAUAAGAGAAGCCUGGGAUCGCGGGAUGUGAUUCUGAUUGCGGUUGCAGCGGGUUUCAUACCGAUUCUGGUUGUUCUUGGUUUUUUGUUUUACUACAAGGUUGUGCAUAGGAGGGAAAAGAAAAAAGAGAUUCGUUCAGGAGAAAUUUGUAAUGGGAUUGCAGAAGAGAGAAUGCCUUCUUCACCAAAGAGCAGAAGAGAUCCAGAAUUAAGUGUUGAGUUGGAAUUCUUUGACAAGGAAAUGCCUGCUUUUGACUUGGACGAUUUGCUAAGAUCAUCCGCGGAAGUUUUGGGGAAGGGAACGCUGGGAACUAGCUAUAAGACCACACUUGAAACAGGUCAAAACCUUGUAGUGAAGAGACUGAAAGACAUGAAGGAGUUGAGCAAGAAGGAAUUUGUGCAGCAGAUGCAGUUACUUGGAAAGAAAAGGCAUGAAAACCUUGCAAGGAUCGUGUCUUUCUACUACUCCAAGGAUGAGAAGUUAGUUAUCUAUGAGUUUGUCCCUGACGGCACUCUGUUUGAGCUUUUACAUGAGAACAGAGGAGUAGGAAGAGUACCACUGAGCUGGGCAGAAAGAUUAUCAAUCAUCAAAGACAUAGCAAAGGCUCUUACAUUCCUUCACCAUUCUCUACCACAUCACAGAGUUCCCCAUGCAAACCUCAAGUCCUCCAACGUCCUAAUACAACGCAACCCUCAAAACUGUUGCCAUUCUAAGCUCACAGAUUUUGGCUUCUUGCCUCUCCUGAUGUCCUCCAGCAAAUCGUCGGAUAAUCGUAUGCUGGCCGUCGCAAACUCGCCGGAGUAUGCACAGGGCAGGAAGCUCUCCCACAAAGCCGACGUCUAUUGUUUCGGCGUGGUCCUUCUAGAGAUCAUCACGGGGAGAAUCCCCGGCGAGAUCUCGCCGGUGAGCCAGGAAACGAUGGAAGAUCUCUCGGAUUGGGUUAGAAUGGUGGUAAACACAGAUUGGUCGACGGAUAUUUUGGAUGUUGAGAUAGUUAAUGCUAGAGAAGGACACGAUGAAAUGUUGAAGCUGACUGAGAUUGCACUUGAGUGUACGGACGAUGUACCAGAGAAGAGGCCUAAGAUGAGUGAAGUUUUGCAAAGGAUUGAACAGAUUGAGCAAAAGCAAGAGAGAAUGAAUGAAUGA